AUGAGCUUCCCACCGCCCAAUUCUGGUCAAUACCCACAGUACAUACCCCAUCCACAGUAUCAGCCCGGGCACGUCCCCCAGCAGCAGUUGCUGUACAACAAUGUCGCGGCCCCUUCGCCGUCGCCAUACAAUGGCUAUGGCAAGCCACCACCCUACGCGCCAGGAAUGAUGCCCUAUCCUUCUGCAUACCACCAGUAUCUUCAGCAGAAUCAACAUCAUAUGCAACAGCCUAUCCAACCGCCGCAGUUGCAGCAAUCCCCGCACAUCCUUCCUCAACAGCAGCUCCCGCCGCAACCGCAGCCGCCGAUCCAAUCUCACCAACAGCAAUCUCCUCGUCCAAGGCCACAACAACAGUCGCCGUUGCUUCCUCGACCACAGCAGCAGUCCCCUCGUCCACGGCCGCAGCAACCUCUUAUCCAACCCCAGCAUCAAUCUCCAAUAAUUUCACACGCCCAACAUCAGCAAUCUCCUCGUCCGAGGCCUCCACAGUCUCCUAUUCAGAUAUCCCAGUCACAGCAGAAUUUAUCGCGGCCGGUUCCUAUACAGCCAUCUCCACCUUUGCAGCGACAGCCACCGCAGCCACCGCAGCCAAUACAGCCGGUCCAGCAAGUCCAGCAAGUUCAGCAAGUUCAGCAGGUCCAGCAGGUCCAGCCCGUUCAACAAGUCCAGCCCGUUCAGCCUGUGCAGCCCGUACAAACUGUACAACCGGUGCAUCUGCAGCAACCUCCUCCAUCCCUCCCGCCAGCAGAGCCGCAGCUUCAGUUUGUCAAUCCUGCCAAUCUAUUUGUUGAGCCACCUCUUCCUACAGCGCCACGAUCUCGGUAUACUCCGUCAUCGCAGUAUGUUGAUCCAAGUGCACUCUCGACCCCUUCUUCUACCGAAUUACCUCCAAUCUCCCUACCAUCUACAUCUUCUCCAUCUCUCCCUCAACUAGCGCCUGCUCCGUCCGCCCCACCGAGAAGUCCCAAGAUCAGCUCGGAGCCUGUUCAAGAGAAAUCUAGCUUUCAAGCUCAACCACCGCAACCUGUUAAAAUUGAACCGCGGCCCCAGGCUAAGUCUCAGCCUCGGCCUCAACCACCUGCCAAAGUCAAGUCGGAGAAGAAAGCGCAGUCUGCCCCUGCUCCCAAGCCUUCAUCAAUACCAAAAACGCCAGAUCAUCCUAAGCCCGUUCCUCCCAAAUCUACGCCCUCGUCGUCCGCAGCUGUCGUUCCGCAAGUCAUGAUUCCAAUAAGUUCUCCAGAUUUUCAAAAUAGGGUUCAAAAACAGCCGAGUGCAAAGAAGCCUCAACCGAAGAAGCCAAUCACACAGCCAGUUUUUGACCGGCAAACCAAACCUAAUAAGCCUCCCGUGGAUUACCAGGUUCUGCUAUUAUCACUGGCAGAUGAGUAUCUCAAUGCUGCUCAUCUUAUGGGAACCCAGACGGCGCUACUAUCCAACCAUGCGGAUGUCGAGGGUUACUACAAGCUUGUCGCAACAGGACUUGGGUGUCUGGAGGCUGUUUUGAAGAACUGGCGAUUGCAACCUCGUAAAGAAGCCCUUGUCAGACUUCGGUACGCGCGCACAUUGUUUGAGGAAACAGAGAACGACAUUGAAGCAGAGACGGCUCUGAGCAAGGGUAUUGACCUUUGUGAGAGAAACCGUAUGCUGGAUUUGAAAUACAGCAUGCAGCACCUUCUGGCACGAAUGCUCCAUAAAAACAAUCCCAAGGCCUCUCUUAAAGCUGUUGACGGCAUGAUUCAGGAUGUGGAAACGUACCGUCAUGCGGCCUGGGAAUACGCAUUUCGAUUUCUACGAGUAUCGUUGUCGAUGUCUUCUCCGUCUCACCAAGAUGCUGUCCAAGCCCUUCAGCAUCUUAACAAGAUCGCGAGCAUGGCUAGUCGCAAUGGGGACAAAGCUGUUUCCGCAAUGGCCGCUGUCAUCGAAGCCUUAGCACACCUGCAACAAGGAACAAGCUCUGAUUCUAUUGAGCAGGCACAGCGUGCCGUGGCCACAGCGCGGAGUCACCAGCUAAACGACGAGCUUCGUCACAUUCCUCAACUUUCUACGCUGAUUCAGAUGAUGGAUAUCUGCUGUAGUCUUCUUGAGUAUGAUGUCAACCAAUCUUCUCAGAAACUGAAGGUCAUGCAGGCGCUGGUAGAUGAAACUCUCAAUGAUGGCAAUUGGAGUCCGGAUGGGUCAUUUUCUAUCCCGCUGAAUGGCAAGUCCGCGGGUCCAUCAUCCAUUGACACAGGAGACAUUCUGCAAGUUCAGAAUGGGACAUUGCUCUUGAGCUUUAAUUGGCUUCCUCAGCAUGAUCUCUAUGCCCUCUCAUAUUUCCUAAGCUCGAUCACCCUGAGUGCGAAGAAUUCUUAUGAUGGUCGAAAAGCAGAGAAGUAUCUGGAUGAAGGGCUGCGAAUGAUCCAAGGGUCAUUCAAGACACCACAGGAAAUCCCCGAAUGCAUGGUAAAUGCAACACGCCGUAUCGAAUGGCGUCGUUCACUCUACUGCAACUUCCUCCUACAGCGUGUUUUCCUAGCUUGUUCUCGAACCGACUGGGAAAUGGCUACUCAGUCACUAAAGGAUCUACGCCAGGUUGUCCAGGAGAUCGGCGCUGAAACUUCAAAGCCCAUAGCUUGUCUGAUGGAAUAUGCCGCCGGUACCAUUGCCCAAGCUACCGGGGACCUAGACAUGGCUCUUUCCAUCUACCAGUCACCAUUAUUGUUGCUCUCGCCAUCAUCCAGCAAGACUGCACGCAAUGAUCCCUGUCGUGACACAUGUAUUCUCGCCGCGCUCAAUACUGUCCUCAUAAUUCGUGAUCCCGCGCAUCCAGCGCACCCAUCCCUCGCCAAUAUCCUGGCCAAUCUGGAUCUUUUCUGUUCAAACAGCCCGAAUAAGUACAUUCAAGCAGCCUAUCACUUGGUUUGUGCUACCGUCCACACCGACUCGACAAUCCAAACGAAACAAUACCUCCAGCAGGCCCUGCAAUCUGCAACUGCUAUCAGUAAUAGUCAGAUUACCUGUAUGACACUCACUUUCAUGAGCUGGAGAUACUUUCGUGGUGUCGUCGGUGAACAAGCUGAAAAGAGUGCUCGGGCUGGUCGUGCCAUGGCGAAGAGAGCGAAUGAUCGCCUGUGGGCUAGUGUUACUGAUGAGAUGCUAGCGGAUACCCUUGAGCGACAGGGUAAAGGUGAUGAAGCCCGCGGAGUUCGUGAGGAAGGUCAACGGCUUAUCAUGGGUCUUCCACAAGGUUUGAAGCGGCCAGCUUAG
This is a messenger RNA of Penicillium malachiteum, 3246 nucleotides long. RefSeq lists its product as uncharacterized. The transcript is spliced from 5 exons. Gene Ontology annotation, molecular function: double-stranded DNA binding. Gene Ontology annotation, cellular component: SMC loading complex; chromatin. Bases 1 to 3246 code for a protein of 1081 amino acids. Lineage: Eukaryota; Fungi; Ascomycota; Eurotiomycetes; Eurotiales; Aspergillaceae. The record is from RefSeq and is a predicted model, not a curated record. Gene Ontology annotation, biological process: mitotic sister chromatid cohesion; maintenance of mitotic sister chromatid cohesion.